CRAUUCUUAUAAUUUUUAUAAUCAUAAACGUUAGUACUUGCAGCUCGCUGUUCCAAACUAUUGAAUUGUAAUAAAUUCAAAAAAGUUUAAAACUAUGUCUCUCCUUCAUUAUAGUGRAUUUCAAGACAGCGGCAUUCACGAUAUCACAAAGGAUGAAGUAACCACUGGUACUACCAUCAUUGCUGCUAUUUAUGACGGCGGUGUUGUAAUCGGAGCUGACUCUCGUACUACGACUGGAGCAUAUAUUGCUAACCGGGUUACGGAUAAAUUAACAAAAGUAUGUGACAAUAUUUACUGUUGCCGGUCAGGUUCGGCUGCCGAUACACAAGCCAUCACUGAUAUUGUUGCAUACUACAUGGAUUUAACAAGCAUUCAAAUGAAUGAGCCGCCUCUUGUCAGAGCUGCUGCCAAUGUGUUUAAAAAUCUAAUUUAUGAAAACAGACAUCAGCUGACUGCUGGGGUUAUUGUAGCUGGAUGGGACAGCAGAUUUGGUGGACAAGUAUAUUCAAUCAAUGUAAGUGGUACAAUUGUUCAACAAAACAUUGCGAUUGGUGGAUCUGGUAGUUCCUAUUUGUAUGGUUUUAUGGAUUCACAAUAUAAAGAUGGAAUGACCCAACAAGAAUGUGAAAACCUUGUACUUAACGCUAUUUCAUUGGCAAUUAAACGUGAUGGUUCAAGUGGAGGUGUUGUGCGUAUGGGAAUAAUAAACAAAACUGGAAAAAUUCAAAGAAAGUUGGUACUUGGAGAUCAACUUCCAAAAUUUUAUGAUAAUAUCUAUGAAGAAAAACAAUUUGAAGGAGGAGAUGCUACUAUGGAUUAAUUUUUUUUUUAAAU
Diuraphis noxia (Russian wheat aphid) is the source of this 834-nucleotide messenger RNA. RefSeq names its product proteasome beta1 subunit (gene Prosbeta1). Gene Ontology annotation, molecular function: threonine-type endopeptidase activity. The record is from RefSeq and is a predicted model, not a curated record. NCBI's taxonomy places the organism in Eukaryota, Metazoa, Arthropoda, Insecta, Hemiptera, Aphididae. Gene Ontology annotation, cellular component: cytoplasm; proteasome core complex.